AUGCGGCGUAAGUUUUUUUUAAAGUUGUUACUGAUCUUAAAAUGGUUUUUAAAGCAAGUAGAGUACUUUUUUGUCUUAGCCUAACCCUUAUCUUACACUUUUGUUCCGGCGUAUUUCUACAUUUUUUUAAAAUUUUAGAUUGACCUUGUCUUGCACUAACUGUCUUUUGGCCGUACUCUGACUUUGGUAUUGGCUUGAGUCUUUGCUUUAGCUCUUUGUUAUUACCUCUGGCUCUGGUCGUAGCUCGAGUCUUAGCCGUAGCUCUUAUUGAGCGUUAACAAAGCUAAGCCAAAGCCAAAUCCUAACCAAACCUACCAGAUUUUUCUAACUAUACCCCAGUUUUAAGCUAGCUAUGUUCAACCUUAGCCCUACCCUUAAAAAAUUUAAAAAAAUUUUCUUACUUUCAAGACUUUAAAAAUAAAAAUUUUCAGUGUUUUACAUUGCUUGUUGGAGUGGGCUUCUUUUUGCACAAAGAAGCUUAGCGGCGAUGGGAAUCGGCUCACGAGAACUUCUAACCAGUCCAUUGGAAUCGCUUUGGAAACGGUCGGCCUUCAGGUAAAUAUUUUUUAACAAAAAGUGAUAAGAUGAAAUAUUGAUAAAACGGACUUUUUCACACAUUUUUAAUUUUUUUGUUUUUUUAUUUAAAACUUUAAAAAAAUGUUUUAAAAGUUUAAAUUUUGCAUUUUAGGAAUUCUGCAUAUCACGUCAGAAGCAACCACAACCGGCCACGACACAAGCGUCAUCACAGAGACGAGCGGGUACUGUACAUAAUCAAAAAGAAGGCGACUGGUCGAAAACGCCGGUCGAUAUCGGACGCUGUCAUUGAGACUGGUAAGAUAUUAAUCAUAGGUUUACUAUACCAUACUUUGCCUUACCCUACCUUAUUUUACUCUUCCCUAAACAGCCUUACCUUAUCCUACUUUAAAAAAACCCUACCGUACUCUACCUUAAACUGCUCUACCAUGCCCUAUUCUAAACUUCACUAUUGUAACCUACCCUAAACUUCACUAUCGUACCUUACUAUAUCCUAAAUUACCCUACACUAUCUUUCCCUACCAUAAAUCACCCUACCUUAAUUUAAAAUUACAGUACAUGGAUUAAAAAUUACAGUAAUUCUUAACUGUUUCAGCACGAUGCGAACACAUUGAGCUGGUCGACUGUGAAGCGUACGACUCGGACGAGAUGACCUGCAUGAUUACCGCGACAGGCAUGCCCUGUUGCAUAUGUAAUGGCAAGCUAAAGUCAUUGAAGGCACGACGCCAGAACUGGAGUUUGUGGUAG
Molecule: messenger RNA, 1281 nt
Organism: Bursaphelenchus okinawaensis
Lineage: Eukaryota; Metazoa; Nematoda; Chromadorea; Rhabditida; Aphelenchoididae
Source: the annotation of a GenBank genome assembly